Molecule: messenger RNA, 1835 nt
Organism: Scylla paramamosain (green mud crab)
Lineage: Eukaryota; Metazoa; Arthropoda; Malacostraca; Decapoda; Portunidae
Gene: RnrS
Product: ribonucleoside-diphosphate reductase subunit M2-like
Exons: 4
Coding region: 77-1195 (372 amino acids)
Biological process (GO): deoxyribonucleotide biosynthetic process
Cellular component (GO): cytosol
Molecular function (GO): ribonucleoside-diphosphate reductase activity, thioredoxin disulfide as acceptor
Source: RefSeq, a predicted model, not a curated record
GCUUCACCAUUCUCUAUUUGAAUUCCUUCUGGAUCGGGCGUGCAGGGGUGUCCUCCUCACCUAACAUUAUCACAAGAUGGCCAACGUGCUCUCUGAAAGGAUCAACAACAUCCUCAUUGAAGAUAAAGAGAAUAACCAGGUUAUAAAGACGAAGAAGAAGAACAACGAGAAUGAAUCUUCACCAAAGAAGGACUUUUCCCCCAAGAAGAAGGUUGUCGAUCUCAAUAAGUCUGAGCCGCUGCUGAAGGAGAACCCCCGGCGCUUUGUUAUCUUCCCCAUCCAGUACCAUGAUAUCUUCAACAUGUACAAGAAGGCUCUGGCAUCUUUCUGGAUCACGGAGGAGGUGGACCUGACUAAGGACUUCAGUGACUGGGAGAAAUUGAAGGAUGAAGAAAGGCACUUCAUUUCCCACGUCCUGGCAUUCUUUGCUGCCUCUGAUGGGAUUGUGAAUGAAAACUUGGUGGAGCGGUUCUGCCAGGAAGUGCAGGUACCAGAGGCAAGGUGUUUCUAUGGUUUCCAGAUUGCCAUGGAAAACAUCCACAGUGAAAUGUACAGUUUACUUAUUAAGACUUAUAUUAGAGAUCCCGAUGAGCAGAACAUGCUGUUCAAUGCCAUUGAGACCAUGCCCUGUGUAAAGAAGAAGGCUGACUGGGCACUGAAAUGGAUUUCCCAUGAAACUGCUUCAUAUGCGGAGAGAAUCAUUGCUUUUGCAUCAGUUGAGGGUAUUUUCUUCAGUGGCUCCUUUGCAGCCAUUUUCUGGCUCAAGAAGCGAGGCUUGAUGCCUGGGCUCACCUUUAGCAAUGAACUCAUAUCGAGGGAUGAGGGUUUGCACACAGACUUUGCAUGCUUGAUGUUCAAGCAUCUGGUGAAUAAGCCAGGUCAAGAGAGAAUAUACAAGAUUGUCACUGAUGCUGUGCAAAUUGAGCAGGAGUUCUUAACUGAUGCUCUUCCUGUCAACCUGAUUGGGAUGAAUUGUGUGCUGAUGAGGCAGUACAUUGAAUUUGUUGCUGACAGGUUGCUUGUGGAGUUGGGAUGUGACAAGUUGUACAAGGUAGAAAAUCCAUUUGAUUUCAUGGAAAACAUUUCAUUGGAAGGCAAGACAAACUUCUUUGAGAAGAAGGUAGGAGAGUACCAGAAGUGUGGUGCCAUGGCCACAGAGGAGCAGCGCCAGUUCACACUGGAUGCUGAUUUUUAACAAAGGUUAUCUGGUAAAUCCAUAUGUAGCAGCUUUUAUUUCCCUUUAAGGGGUGUGGCAGAAUCCAGAUGGAAUCCUCAGUGUCCCCUCACUGUACUUUAAGUUGCCUUUUACAUCAAGCAGGUGGUACAGUGGCAGUAUUAUUCCAAUCUAUCAUUUAUUUGUGAUUUUCUCGUUAUUUGAUGAAACUUGUGCAAGUUAUGCCAAAAAAAUACCCAUAGCAGAAUUUUUAAAGUUAUAUUUGAGUUUAAUGGAGGAAGGUAAAUAUAUGCUUUUGAUAUUUAUUUCUAGCUGAACAUUGUAUUACAGCAAAUCAUUUAUAUUUCACCUUUACAUUAUCUCAUUAAAAUCAUUUAAGUUAGGAAAUAUCUAAUUAAAAUCACUUAAGUUAGGAAAGGAAGACAUUUUUUAGUGUGAUGGAGUGUGAGAGUGAUGUGACAGUUGUAUAUUUAAGCAGUAAUGUAACUUGGCUAACAAGACAAAUCUCAGAAUGUUCCGUGUUCUUGGGGAUUUCUACAUGCAAUGUAGUUAGCCACAUAUUACUGGAACAUUGUGUUCUAUGUUAAUUUUAGGAACAAUUUGUGGAUAUUAUUUUUUAAAGUGAAUUGAGUUUUUAUUACAAUAAACCAGUAAAAAUAAA